AAGCGGCCUGCGGCUCCUGCAACGCAGAGUAGGGCUGCAGCCAGGGCCCCGCGGCCGCCUAACUCGGGCAGAAUGGAGCAGCCUGGGACCCGGGCUCCGGAUCCCUCUCUCUGCCACCACAACCUCCGGCCAACAGGUGACCCCAACUGGGAUUCCUAUGCUACCACUGUGAGGACUGCAUUCACACCUAAGACAGGAGUGGUGCCUGCUUUAAUUCGCCAAAACGGUAUCAGAAGAUUAGGAUAUACAUAUUCACUUAGCGAUCCUAUUCUCAAUCAGACACAAUAUAAUGAUGAGUACACUUGGAAAUCAUACUCUAAAGAAGAUUUGAUCAAAACUGAGACUUCAAGAGGAAUCAAGAGCCAAAAAACUCAUCUCAAUGAAGACAUUUUCCUGUGGACACUACCUCACUGUCAACAAGAGAGGACACUAAGGAACUGCCCCCCUUGGAAAAUCCCUGCUUCAAUGAAAGAAGUUAACCAGGCACUAUCAAAUCAGUUUAUUUCCCUUACUAAGAGAGACUUUGUGGACAGAGAGAAAGCUCAGAAGAUUAAGAAAAGUUCUCCCCUGUCUCUGGAAUGGAAAAAGUUCCUUCCCCGACCUCCAGACACCGAAUUCCGAAGGAAUUACCAAAUUCCAGCUAAAAUUCCCGAGCUUCAGGAUUUCAGUUUCAAAUAUGGAUGCUACGCAAGCUUGCCCGUUGCUUCUCGGGGUGUAGUGCCCUCUGUGCUGCACAGCUACCUAAGGAACCAAGAGCAUAUGAAGAAGCAGACCACGUACCAAAGCGACUAUGGCAGAACCUACCUGGAUUUCAUAAUGCUUUUAAACUCAUUUACUUCCUCUCAAGUCAAAAAGUACCUUCAGAGUGUUUCCUACAAAGAUAGACAAAUUCUUGAUCGCUUUAUUUGUGCUCACUGUGACACUAACAAAAAGGAGAAAUGAAAAGGGAAAAUAGUUCAAAUGAAGAAAAUCUGAAAAUCAAUGGAAGCAUGAGGACCUUCCUAGUCAUUUUCUCAAUUAUCAACAAAAAAUAAGAUGCAAAUAGCUCCAAAUAUGUUGUGUUAGCCAUGAGUUUGUGUAUUUUGCUUUGCAUUAUUUUUAAAUAAUAAAAUUAUUUAAGGCUACAAAUUUUCCCCUGAACAUAGCUUUAGCUGUAUCCAAUAGGUUUUGAUAUAAUGUUGUUUUCUUUUCCCUUUUGGAUACUGAAUUUGUGGUUUCAAUUUUGAUUUCUCCUGUGAACUAGGAAUUAUGUGGAAAAGAAUUUUAAAUUUCCCAAUAAUUAGAGAUUUUAAAAAUCAUUUUAUUGCUUAUCUCUUCUUUGAAUGAAGGAAAGUUUAAAAAUCUGCUUUUGGGAAAUUAAAGUUGUAUUUAAUGCCGUUAAUCAAGUAUAUGAUUAAUUUGUGUGUUACAUGAAUAUAAGAGGAAAAUUACAGUGUAUUAUAUUUUUGAAAUCCCUUAUAUCUUCAAUUGUAUACUUGGACUGUUCAAUUCUGAAAGAAUAUUGCAACCUCUCACAAUAAAUAUAUUUUUAUCAAUU
Molecule: messenger RNA, 1537 nt
Organism: Callithrix jacchus (white-tufted-ear marmoset)
Lineage: Eukaryota; Metazoa; Chordata; Mammalia; Primates; Cebidae
Gene: TEX26
Product: testis expressed 26
Cellular component (GO): cytoplasm
Source: RefSeq, a predicted model, not a curated record